GGGGGUGUGUGGGAGUGAGGGAGCACUGCCAGCUUCAACACUCAGACUCCUGCAACAACCCAUUAGAGGGCCCAGCAGCAAGGAGCAGCCUGGCGUUUGCAGGAGCAGCCAUUGUUGAGAGGCAGAGGGGAGAGAGAGAACAUUGCAAACAAAGAGAGUGAGAGAAAAGAAAGGGUUUCCUCUACCUCUCAGCCUUCCUGUUUCCCUCAGGCUGCCAUUACCUUUACUUCUAGCUAGGCCUCAGCCUGCAAGUCUUCCAACCUUUUCCUCUAGUUUUUUUUCCCUUCAUGUUAGGUGGAAUUUUUCUUCCAGACAUGUUUUAACUCCAUUUGGCUCUGAUUUUUUUUUUUUUUUUUAAUUUUAUUUUUCCUCCCCAACUCCUGUAGCUGCUUUGUUUCCUUAGGCUGUUCCUCUAAGUCAUUCAAGCUGUACUCGCCAAAGGAGCCCCCGAACGGCAACGCCUUUCCCCCCUUCCACCCAGGCACAAUGCUUGAUCGAGAUGUGGGACCUACUCCGAUGUAUCCGCCAACAUAUCUGGAGCCAGGAAUUGGGAGGCAUACACCUUAUGGGAAUCAGACUGACUACAGAAUAUUUGAGCUAAACAAACGUUUGCAAAAUUGGACAGAGGAAUGUGACAAUUUGUGGUGGGACGCUUUCACUACAGAGUUCUUCGAAGAUGAUGCCAUGUUGACCAUCACAUUUUGCUUGGAAGAUGGACCAAAGAGAUACACAAUCGGGCGGACACUUAUUCCCCGGUAUUUCCGCAGCAUUUUUGAAGGUGGCGCUACAGAACUUUACUAUGUACUGAAACACCCUAAAGAGUCCUUUCACAAUAACUUUGUCUCCCUUGACUGUGAUCAGUGCACAAUGGUCACGCAGCAUGGAAAGCCUAUGUUCACACAGGUGUGUGUAGAGGGCCGUCUUUACCUGGAAUUCAUGUUUGACGAUAUGAUGAGGAUAAAAACAUGGCACUUCAGUAUUCGGCAACAUCGAGAACUAAUUCCCAGAAGUAUCCUCGCCAUGCAUGCGCAGGACCCUCAAAUGUUGGACCAGUUGUCAAAGAACAUAACAAGAUGUGGACUUUCAAAUUCUACACUUAACUACCUCCGAUUAUGUGUAAUACUAGAACCGAUGCAAGAACUCAUGUCCAGGCAUAAGACCUACAGCUUAAGUCCUCGAGACUGCCUCAAGACGUGUCUUUUUCAGAAGUGGCAACGAAUGGUAGCACCACCUGCUGAACCUGCAAGGCAGGCGCCCAACAAACGCAGGAAAAGGAAAAUGUCUGGCGGAAGCACUAUGAGCUCUGGAGGGGGCAAUACAAAUAACAGUAACAGCAAAAAGAAGAGUCCAGCUAGUAGCUUCGCCCUCUCCAGUCAGGUACCUGAUGUAAUGGUGGUGGGCGAACCAACCCUGAUGGGAGGAGAAUUCGGGGAUGAAGACGAGAGGCUCAUAACCCGCCUGGAGAACACUCAGUUUGAUGCUGCCAAUGGAAUUGAUGACGAGGACAGCUUCAAUAACUCGCCAGCGCUAGGCGCCAACAGCCCAUGGAACAGCAAACCACCUUCAAGUCAAGAAAGCAAAUCGGAGAACCCAACAUCACAGGCUUCACAGUAAAAAAAAAAAAAAAACACACAAAAAAUCAAAUAUAUAUAUAUGUGUAUAUCAGGCCAAUAUGGAGAAACAAAAUAUUGUUUUAAAUAAAACUAAAGUCUCCAUAAAAGAGAUGUUGAAACUUAUCUACCUGUAAAUUGAGAUUAAAAGAAAAAAAUUUAAAAAUGACGUUUUAAAAUGAACCCCUUUGCUGUAGGGCCUACCUUCUAAGGAUUGGGGUUAAAUAUGAGAGCAAAAGUGGGAAAGGAGGCACUGUGGCCUGCUUGCUGUGUGAUAAAGAAGAGGUUUAUGGUUUUUUCUAUUCUCAGGUUACCAAGUUUUAGUGAUAAUAACUUGGAGAGGUAACCACUUUUCCCAGUUUGGAAGAUCGUUACGAGUUGGGAUUCUGAGCUGCAAGCUCCUAUAAAAAAAAAAAAAAAAAAUUGUGGUGUCCCCAAUUAUUAUUAUUUUUUCUGCAUGUUACAUAAACUUGUGAACAUAGACAUUUUUAUAAUAAUGUAUUUCUAUUAAUUUGUCCACGCAGGGAAAGAUUUAAAUUUCCUCCUCUGCAUGUUCUUUGCACUAAAACUUGAGUUUGCCAGUACUAUUUCUGAUGUCGAAGGCACUUCUGGGUUAAAGUUUCAAUGAUACUGGAUGUUCAUUCUUUUGGGUUUGGGUUGUUGAUUUUUUUUUUUACAUUUUUGAGAGAAACAAAGCUGUUAUUAAUCAUUGAUACUUAUUUUUAAUGAGUACCUAGUUAGAUGUUUUAGCUUUCAAUAUAAUUGAAUAUAAUAGGAAGAUGCCAGCUUCUAAUGAGGUCUAUAUUUAUCAGUUCCUAAUUAUAUUUAUUGGUUAUUAAAUUAUCAAAUGAGUGGAUUCCCCAUGAAAUGGAACUGAACUUUUCGUUUUGCAAUUUAAUUGAAUAUUUUUAUUUUAAGAUUCACCCCUUGUACAAUAUUUUGAUAUCUAGGUCUAGCUCUGCAAUAAUUUAAUAUUGUAGAUGCACAGUAUUGAUUACAAUCCUUUCCCCGACAUGUGGCAUAAAAAAACUUUGUUCUUUUUUCUUUUUGUACUUGUGCAACCCUUAGGGCCACUGUUUAUUUUAAAUGUAAUGCACCAAUAAUGUAAUAAAAUCUGCAAUAAAGCACAUUAAAACGAACAGGGAAAGAAAUGUGUACGUAGGAUUAUAAUUAACAUGAAUACGCAAACUAUUCUUGCCAACCUGAAGAAUUAGGGCAAAAACUUUACUCCAUUAGAGUUCCUGAUCAUUUGCUUCCUUUUAUAAUGGUAAACCAUUCUAUACCUUCGCCCACUAGGUGAUGAACCUUUUACUUUUACCAACACAACUCCCAAAAUAAAGACUCAGACACCAAUUAUGGGAGAAUACAAACAGGGUUAGUGACCCUACUUUCCUGCCAACAGUCACUAAUAAAGCCUCUGACACUUCUCCCCCUAGCUGCCACUCCUGCUAUUACACCUACACACGUCUAGUUGCUCCUGCAAAAAAACUAACUCAAGUUGUUCUCUUGGGCCAUUGUGUUAUGAGCUUUCUUUCAUAUCUGUGCUCAACACUUAAACAGAAGAUUAUAGUAUGUCUGUUUUAAUUGAAUCAGCCAAUAUAAAAAAAAAAGUAAAAUUCUGACCAUCAAAAAUCUGUUAAUAAGAGGAGGGAAUAUCUAAAAUACAAAGUCCCCAAAUGGAAGAAGGAUGAUUAUUUGUAUUUUUAUGAUUUUAUUUUUUGUGGUUUAUUUUUUUUUAGUCUUAUUUGAUGUUCGUUUACUUGAAUUAUUGUUUCCCAGCUACUAAAGCCCAAAUGGAAUAUUCACCAUACGAAUCAAGAGUAUAAGUACAAGAUUGCAGUUGCAGGAUCACAGUGCCUCCCUACUGAUUUUGACUUUCUAUUUUUUAUUUUUUUUUUGUUUGUUUUUAAAUAAUGUUAUUAAAAAAGUAAGUUAAAAAAUGCUGUCCUGAUUUUGUACUGGCUUAUAUAUAUAUAUAUAUCUGGGGAAUCUUGUUUUUAUACAGUUCCAAAAGCUUCAAACCAAGGAAGGACUUUGUUAAAUUCCUUUGUAAUUCCUCCAAGUGGACAAGAGGAGAAAACCUUUUUUUUUUUUCUUCAAUGUUAUCUUGUGUAUUUUUUUUUCUCUCUCCUCACAAUCAACCAGUUUUAACGCUUGGGUUUGUGUACCUUGUGCUUGUAAAUUUUUCCGCUUGGUAGAAGCAGUGUGUAAUUCUGGUCUUACUGUAUUUAUCAUUAGAAAAUAUGCCUCCUUUUUAUAUUUAGGGGAUAUGAUAUUUGGGAGGGUUUUAAAUCCCAUAUUACUUUUUUGGGGUUUCAAAAUAAAAAGGGUGUUCAACAAGUGGGGAUGUUCCAUUGUCACCAGUUCUGUGUAUUCAACCAGAUUUAAAGGGACAGUCUACACCAGAAUUUUUAUUGUUUUAAAAGAUAGAUAAUCCAUUUAUUACCCAUUCCCUAGUUUUGCAUAACCAACACAGUUAUAAUACACGUAUUACCUUGUAUCUAAGCCUCUACAGACUGCCCCCUUAUUUCAUUCCUUUUGACAGACUUGCAUUUUAGCGAAUCAAUGCUUACUCUCAGGUAACUGCACAAGAGUGAGCACAGUGUUAUCUAUAUGACUCAAAUGAAUCAACCAACACCAUCUAGUGGUGAAAAACUGUCAACAUGCAUUCAGCUUAGAGGCGGCUUUCAAGGUCUAAGAAAUUAGCAUAUGAAUCAAAGCAUAAAAUUACAGGCCCUAUCUGAAUCAUGAAAGUUUAUUUUGGACUAGACUGUCCCUUUUAAUGCUUCUCACAUUUAAAAUGUUACUGUUGUUGUAGACUUUUUUUUCUCAAAAUGUUUUGCAGAUACCAGUUCUAAGUAGAUUGUAGUAAAAAUUGGCUUAAAAUGUACAUGGUUUAGGUCACAUUUUAAAUCCAUUCUUCUAUGUACUGGAAUCUUAAGACUGUUUAGUAGUGAAAACAAGUGUUGGGAGCUAAAGUGACAAGGCAAAUUGUGUAAACUGUUUUUUUAUUUUGUUGUAAAAAGUACAUUUGUAGAAUUUUGUUUUAUUCUAAGCACUCCCACGUGCCUGAUUUGUAUUUCCCUUGCACAAGUAUAUGGCUGUGACUUGUGUGCUGCCUUCAUGCAAAAUAGUUGAGCAGCGUAAUGCCAAUAGUUCAAUCUAUUAAAAAAUAACAGCUACAAUAUUUUUUAUUUUAAUAUCAUGUAAGGUCUCCAUUUUGUACAUGUUAAACAAACAUUUUUUCAGCUUAUAUAUAAAAAAAUGUAAUAUUUUUUUUUUUUUUUAAUGCAAUUCUAUGGGCUUCAAUCACAAAAGGGAGAUUUUCAAAAUAUGCAUCCUGGACUGAUAUAUGCAAUAGUUAACUUUAUAAAUACUUCUUUUAAAAAAAAAAAAAUCUUCACCUGUACAUUUUUUUUCUUCAUUUUUUUUUUAAAAAAAAAAUCUAUGUGUAUCUUGGGUGAUAGCAAUUGUUUUUAAUUUAUUAAAAUAUUUUUAUUCUUUAGAAAAUUACCUUCUUUUGUGUUAUUGUUUUAUAUAUUUGAUCCAAUCAAGUAUAUUCAAAUGUACAGAAGUAUUUUAAUAAACAUGUUGCUUUUUGGCCACUAGGUGGCUCUUACAAUGCAAAUACAUAUUUACUAAACCUUGUUGAACAACCUUCAUCAGAUUUAUCUGAAUAUUUAUCUAUAUAUACAGUCUGAGUAGCAAAUAUUUUCUAAAGCAUUUUCUGCCCAGGAUAAGGUUAGCAUUUUAUUUUUUUCUUAGGAAUAUACUACCACUUCAUGCAUGCAAACAUUAAAGUUACAGAAUUUAGAUUUGCAAAUAAUUAGACUUGUUGUUUCUUGGAUUUCUGCAAUUUAUAAUCAAUAAAAAAAAAUAUACCAUAAUUAUUUAUUAAUCUUGCUUUUUUAUUUUUUUUUCUCCUAUUUGUUUCAUUGAAAAAUUCCAGUGCCAACAACAAUAUUACUGAUGGAUGCAGGUGGAAUUAAAAAAUUGUUUUGUUGUCAGCUGUGCUAAAAAUAAAAUAAAAAACUUCCAUAUUAAUAUGGAUUUUUUUUUCUUUCUAUAUGGGUAAAAUGUAAUUAUUUGUAUUUUAAUUACCUAUAGAGUGGAAAAAUUUAGUGUGUGUGUAUAAAUAUAUAUAUAUAUAUAUAUAUAUAUAUAUAUAUAUAUAUAUAUAUAUAUAUAUAUAUAUAUAUAUAUAUAUAAUCACCAUUUGCUUUCUCACGCUCCUAACAACUUGUUUUUACCAAAAAAAAAUUAUAUAUAUUUUCCACAUUUUAAAUUUUUAAGUGCAGCAAUAUACUGAGUCAACAAUAACCUUGUGUCUGUAGAGAGAAUGAUCUUGUGUGGGAGGUAAUGCUUAGAUUUGUAGAAUAUAUAAAUGUGUAUAUAUAAAUGUGUGCGUACAAUAUAUAUAUUUUUUGUUAUUUUGAAGGUACGAUUUAAACAUUAAAAAUUGACUUUACCCUGAUUUUUUUUUUCUAUGAAUUGGUGACAUACAACCCUCAUUAAUUGCCCUGUGAAUUUUUGCCAACAUGAGAGCACUCAAAUUACAUUGCAGACUUUGUGCCACUGAGUCAUGUAUGGAACUAAUAAAGAACUUUUCAGUUUCA
Bombina bombina (fire-bellied toad) is the source of this 6226-nucleotide messenger RNA. It is a transcript of the gene LDB1, whose product is annotated as LIM domain binding 1. Gene Ontology annotation, cellular component: transcription regulator complex; nucleus. Gene Ontology annotation, molecular function: LIM domain binding. The coding region runs from base 487 to 1614 and encodes 375 amino acids. Gene Ontology annotation, biological process: negative regulation of transcription by RNA polymerase II; nervous system development; positive regulation of transcription by RNA polymerase II. Lineage: Eukaryota; Metazoa; Chordata; Amphibia; Anura; Bombinatoridae. The transcript is spliced from 11 exons. The record is from RefSeq and is a predicted model, not a curated record.